Messenger RNA from Heterobasidion irregulare TC 32-1, 444 nucleotides. RefSeq lists its product as uncharacterized. NCBI's taxonomy places the organism in Eukaryota, Fungi, Basidiomycota, Agaricomycetes, Russulales, Bondarzewiaceae. The transcript has 2 exons. The annotation marks the transcript as partial. The record is from RefSeq and is a predicted model, not a curated record.
GGCACAGCCAGAGAUAUAUCCUUUGUGAUAGACUUCCUGCCAGCAUUUCUCUUUCCCAACGAGGAACGCAGCGUCACCGAGUGGGCUGUUGCUGGUAUCAGCUUGGGCGGCCAAACGAUGUGGCUCGCGUUCAAAGACGACCGGCGCAUCAGGACAGGCAUUUCCAUCCUCGCAUGUCCGGAUAAUUUGGCGGUCAUCGACGUACUGGGGCAGUCAGCUCAUCGCAAACUCGUCGACCCACCGGCUGCAAUCCCAGACUCCAUGGUUUCGUUCCUGCGCAUGCACGACACGGUCUCCUCCCCAUAUCGUUCGCUCGGCCCCGAGAACCCGUUUCUCGGGAAGAGCUUGCUGGUCAUACAGGCGGAGGAUGAUCAAGUUGCGCCGUGGGCCCUGGCGAAGGAGUUUGUGGAGGGCCUCGAGCUUGCGGGUGGGAGGAAGAAGGUC